AUGGAGCUUGAGUGGGCUGGAGACAAAUUAACAGUUUCCCAAGGAGAUGAAAUCAGCUCUAGUCGUGUGACUGCACUCAUACGAUCCUGUCAAAUGAUUACUGAUUACUUCAACAUGAUUCUCGGCCCGAGAGAGAUCAGUACCAGUCUGAACUUUUACGUCUUCCGGCUUACAGAUCUCAAUGGAGAUGACGGAUCACGUAGGCGUCCGUAUUUUGGUUCAACAUUGUUACCAGAUGAUAGUGUACCCAUCAGGCUCACUUCUGUUUAUGGAUUACCGCAUCUUUUGAGGUUAUUUAAUUGCUUUGCCGCAAAAUUGGCAAAUUUACCCGCGGACUUAGGGAACAUCUUGGCUCUGAAAGUGAUGUCAUCGGAUUUCGUCUCAUUUGUCGAAGAGAACCGGGAGAAGUAUUUCAGUGUUCGAAGAGACUAUGAAGCACAGGAGUAA
Messenger RNA from Cylicocyclus nassatus, 447 nucleotides. The record is from the annotation of a GenBank genome assembly. NCBI's taxonomy places the organism in Eukaryota, Metazoa, Nematoda, Chromadorea, Rhabditida, Strongylidae.